Molecule: messenger RNA, 321 nt
Organism: Carlito syrichta (Philippine tarsier)
Lineage: Eukaryota; Metazoa; Chordata; Mammalia; Primates; Tarsiidae
Gene: EMC7
Product: ER membrane protein complex subunit 7
Exons: 1
Coding region: 85-321 (78 amino acids)
Source: RefSeq, a predicted model, not a curated record
GACAUCGGGCCGGCGGCGGCGGUGGCGGCUGGGAUACUGGGAGGGCUUAGGGGGCUGCCGGCCUGACUGCGGAGAGCUGCUGUCAUGGCGGCCGCUCUGUGGGGCGUCUUUGCCGUCCUGUUCCUGCUGCUAUCAGGGGAUGCCCAGAGCUCGGAGGUGCCCGGGGCUGCUGCUGAGGGAUCGGGAGGAAGUGGGGUCGGCGUGGGAGAUCGCUUCAAGAUUGAGGGGCGUGCAGUUGUUCCAGGGGUGAAGCCCCAGGACUGGAUCUCGGCGGCCCGAGUCCUCGUAGACGGAGAAGAGCACGUCGGCUUCCUUAAGUGA